AUGUACAUUUUUGUGAAGACUCUCACUUGGAAGUCCAUUACUCUGGAGGUCGAGAGUUCUGAUACGAUUGAGAAUGUGAAGGAAAAAAUCCAGGACAAGGAGGGGAUCCCACCAGACCAGCAGCGCCUCACCUUUGCUGGUAAGCAGCUUGAGGAUGGGCACAUGCUGGCAGAUUACAACAUACAGAAGGAAUCCACCCUUCACCUUAAAGGGUACACCGGUGGCGAUGUCAUCAAUAUCAUGAUAGCAAUCGUGACUGGUGGAAUGACUCUAGGCCAAGCUUCCCCAUCUGUGAAUGCAUUUGCAGCAGGGCGAGCAACAGCAUACAAGAUGUUUGAGACCAUCAAACGGAAACCAAAGAUCAACUCAUACGACAUAAGUGGAAUUGUGUUGGAAGAUAUCAACAGCGAUAUAGAACUGAGAGAUGCUUGCUUUAGCUACCCUGCAAGACCUGACAUUCAUGUAUUUUCUGGGUUCUCGUUGCAUGUUCCAAGCGGCAUGACUGUGGCUCUAGUUGGAGAGAGCGGCAGUGGGAAGUCAACAGUGAUCAGCCUGUUGGAGAGGUUCUAUGACCCCCAAGCUGGUGAAGUGCUUAUAGAUGGCAUCAACUUGAAGAAGCUGCAACUUGGAUGGAUCAGAGAGAAGACCGUUCUUGUUAGCCAAGAGCCCAUCUUAUUCACAACUACUAUAAAGGAGAAUAUCACAUGUGGUAAGGCGGGUGCUACAUUGGAAGAAAUCAGAACAGUAACUGACAUUGCUAAUGCUGCAAGGUUCAUAGACAAGAUGCCACAAGUCGCUUGUACUUUUUUCUUUUUCUUUUUGGUAAAUUCAUACUACUCUCUCAAAGAUGUUGCGGGUGGAAGGCUAGGAAAGGAAGACAUUUGUAGUUUGUUUUGGUAA
Molecule: messenger RNA, 900 nt
Organism: Magnolia sinica
Lineage: Eukaryota; Viridiplantae; Streptophyta; Magnoliopsida; Magnoliales; Magnoliaceae
Product: ABC transporter B family member 9-like
Exons: 3
Coding region: 1-900 (299 amino acids)
Cellular component (GO): membrane
Molecular function (GO): ATPase-coupled transmembrane transporter activity; protein binding; ATP hydrolysis activity
Source: RefSeq, a predicted model, not a curated record